AUGCUCUCCACUCUGAGAGUCGCCAGCCGCUCGGCUGCCUCGCGUGAGGCCAACUUCCGCACCGUCGUCAUCGGUGCCAGACAUGCUUCGGCCUGGGCCAAUGUUCCCCAGGGUCCUCCUGACGCCAUUCUCGGAAUCACCGAAGCAUUCAAGGCCGACUCCUUCAAGGAGAAGAUCAACCUGGGCGUGGGCGCCUACCGCGAUGACAUGGGCAAGCCAUACGUUCUGCCCUCUGUUCGCACCGCCGAGGACAAGGUCGUCGCGUCGCGCUUUGACAAGGAGUACGCCGGCAUCACAGGUGUGCCCGCCUUCACCAACGCCGCUGCCGAGCUGGCCUACGGCUCCGACUCCCCUGUGAUCAAGGACAACCGCCUGGUCAUCACCCAGACCAUCUCCGGCACUGGCGCGCUGCGCAUUGGCGGCGCGUUCCUGGAGCGCUUCUACCCGCACGCGAAGAAGGUCUACCUGCCUAACCCCAGCUGGGCCAACCACAACGCCGUCUUCAAGGAUGCCGGUCUCGAAGUUGAGAAGUACCGCUACUACAACAAGGACACCAUCGGCCUGGACUUUGAGGGUCUGAUCGCCGAUAUCAAGGCCGCCCCGAACAACAGCAUUAUCCUUCUCCACGCCUGCGCGCAUAACCCUACCGGCGUCGACCCCACCGAGGACCAGUGGCGCCAGAUCAGCGACGUGAUGAAGCAGAAGGGCCACUUCGCCUUCUUCGACAUGGCCUACCAGGGCUUUGCCAGCGGCAACGCCGACAAGGACGCCUUUGCGCCGCGCCACUUCGUCAAGGAGGGCCACAACAUCGCUCUGUGCCAGAGUUUCGCCAAGAACAUGGGUCUGUACGGCGAGCGAGUUGGCGCCUUCUCGCUGGUCUGCGAGUCUGCCGAGGAGAAGAAGCGCGUCGAGUCGCAGAUCAAGAUUCUCAUCCGGCCCUUCUACUCCAACCCGCCCAUCCACGGCGCCCGCGUUGCCUCCACCAUCAUGAACGACCCGGAGCUGAACCAGCAGUGGCUCGGCGAGGUCAAGGGCAUGGCGGACCGCAUCAUCGAGAUGCGCUCGCUUCUGCGCACCAACCUCGAGCAGCUCGGCAGCAAGCACGACUGGUCCCACAUCACCAGCCAGAUCGGCAUGUUCGCCUACACCGGCCUCAAGCCCGAGCAGAUGGAUGUCCUUGCCAAGGAGCAUUCCGUGUACGCUACCAAGGACGGCCGUAUCUCCGUCGCUGGUAUCACCUCUGGCAACGUGAAGAGACUCGCCGAGGCCAUCUUCAAGGUGACCGGCUAG
Molecule: messenger RNA, 1290 nt
Organism: Penicillium lagena
Lineage: Eukaryota; Fungi; Ascomycota; Eurotiomycetes; Eurotiales; Aspergillaceae
Product: aspartate aminotransferase
Exons: 3
Coding region: 1-1290 (429 amino acids)
Biological process (GO): L-aspartate catabolic process; biosynthetic process
Cellular component (GO): mitochondrion
Molecular function (GO): pyridoxal phosphate binding; L-aspartate:2-oxoglutarate transaminase activity
Source: RefSeq, a predicted model, not a curated record